AUGCAACAGUUCCAUUAUACUGUUAUUGGAGGAAGAAAAAGUCAUUUCUUUGAUGCGUCUAUUCUCAAUAAAGUGCUCCGUCUUUUGGCUCUAAACGGUGAAAACAGAAUUGAAUUUGGCAAUCGUGAUAUUGUACGUCACUUGACAUCCUUAUCUGAUUCUCAGUCAUACGGCACAAAUGAAAUAUCAAUUACUAUACAUAUUUUAUCAUCAAAAGUUCCAGUUAUUGAUGCUACCCAAGAAAUAUUGUCACUAGCUGAAGCAUAUCGCAGCAACAUAACUGAAUUGGAAGAAAAAGUUCGAACAUAUUUUGAAGGUGCUAGUAUUGAUGAAUUCUUACUUCAAUAUCCAACUGAACCUAAUAUCGGUGAUGACCAAAGUGAAGAUAAACCAUCUAUCGUGGUAGAAGAAGGAAAUCCCUACCAUCUGGAUGGUCAUAUUAUGAUAAGCUACAGUCAUAACGAUGACAAAAUAGCACUUAAAAUUAAAGAAAGCUUGGAAAAUGAAGAAAUCAAGAUUUGGAUUGACAAAGAUCACAUGGUUCAAGAUGUCAAGAUUUUAGAUGCAAUGGCAAACGCUGUGCAAAAUGCUGCAAUUGUAUUAAUACUUUUUUCUAAAUCAUACCAACAUAGUGCAAAUACUAGAGCAGAAGCUGAAUACACUCGAAAACUAAAUAAACCAACUAUUUUUCUUCGUGUUGAGUCGAAGUUUGUUCCAAGUGGUUGGCUGGGUUUCAUGAUAGGCGAGAGUCGUUAUAUUGACUUCUCCGGGAAAUAUCCAUACGAGGAAAAAUUUGAAGAAUUAUGCACCACAAUUCACAAUGUUAGUCGUGGAUCGAUCACUGUAAAACCUAAGAAACCAAAAAAAACGGGAGAAUAUUCAUGCGUUUCAAUGUGA
Molecule: messenger RNA, 897 nt
Organism: Schistosoma mattheei
Lineage: Eukaryota; Metazoa; Platyhelminthes; Trematoda; Strigeidida; Schistosomatidae
Source: the annotation of a GenBank genome assembly